AAAAGCAUAAGCAUAAGCAUAUUGGAUUCUUGAGCAGAGCUACUCUGUUGUCAAACAAACCCAUAAUGGCAUCUCCACUUUACACCAAUUCCAUUUUUCUUCUCUCUUUUUGCUUUUCUCUUUCCCAUUUCCUCCGCUGAACUUUAGACAAGCUUUCUUCUCUGUGUUUCCAUGGAAGUUUCACCCGGCACGCUUUGAUUUUCUGUAUCUUUUAUUCUAAAGGAAUAUAUCAUUCUUGCCCUCAUGUCCAAAGUUGGAAGCAUAUUUUUCUGCUGCAGUUCAUCAAAUAAAUAUAACAGAUUGGAUGCAAAGCUGGGAAGAAAAAUGGUUGAAGUCAAAAGAAAUUUAGCUGGACAUGACAAUUUCAAGUCAUUAAAUGGCAUAAUUUUGAGAUUUCCUCAAUUCAAGGAGGUAUUACAAAACAUCAGGGGUGUAUUUGAACAGUAUGAUGAAGAUUCAAAUGGAAGCAUCGAUCGUGAAGAACUCAAGAAAUGCUUACAACAGCUACAAAUGCAUAUGACCGAGGAUGAAGUCGAGGAUCUUUUCUACUCUUGUGACAUUGAUGGAAGUGCCGGAAUACAAUUCAACGAGUUUAUCGUCCUCCUAUGUCUCAUUUAUCUUCUCAAAGAUGAGCAUUCGCCCACUAAAUCAAAGCUGGGUUCACCUCAACUUGAAGCAACUUUUGACACAAUCAUCCAAGCUUUCAUAUUUCUAGAUAAAAAUGGCGAUGGCAAGCUCAACAGGAAAGAAAUGGUCAAGGCUUUGAAUGAGGCUUCUCCAUACGAGAGAUCCCCUGCACGCAUUACAAAGACUAGAUUCAAAGAAAUGGACUGGAACAACAGUGGGAAGGUGAAUUUCAGGGAGUUUCUAUUUGGUUUCAUUAACUGGGUUGGAAUCGACACGGAUGAAGAACUCUCUCUUAAAUAAAGUCGAAACAGGAAAGAAGACUUCAAGGCAAUCGUAUAGAAAUGAAGACAAUGGCUUGAAAAAUAAGGUCAGAUGGAUACGAUAUUCAAAACUGAACGACUUGCCUAGUGAUUAUAGUGACAUACUAAUCACUAUUGUUUGUUUAUUUCAUUUGCUGAAUUGUAAUAUUCGGACGAUCUUGUGAAUUAGAUUACAUAAUGUUAUUCUAUUGUCAUUAUUGUAUAUGAUGUUAGACACGAAAA
This is a messenger RNA of Benincasa hispida (wax gourd), 1169 nucleotides long. RefSeq names its product Calcium-binding EF-hand family protein. NCBI's taxonomy places the organism in Eukaryota, Viridiplantae, Streptophyta, Magnoliopsida, Cucurbitales, Cucurbitaceae. The record is from RefSeq and is a predicted model, not a curated record. Gene Ontology annotation, molecular function: calcium ion binding.